GGGGAGGAUCCAGGAGCAGCUCUGGCCUCUGCUGUAUCCGGGUCUGCGGGGGCUAGACCAGACGCCAGAGGUAACGGGCUCCUGUCAGGAGGAGGAGGAGCAGGAGGAGGAGGGCUCAUGGAGGAAAUGAGCGCCUUACUAGCCAGGAGAAGAAAAAUUGCAGAAAAGGGCUCUUCACCGGAACCUGACCAGAGAUCAGAGGAGGCUGACAUUAGCUCCACCCCUAAAGUGCCAUCAUGUAGCACACCAGACAUGCCCAGGAAGCCAUGGGAGAGAACCAACACCAUGAACGGCAGCAAGUCUCCCGUCAUCGGAAG
Oryzias melastigma (Indian medaka) is the source of this 317-nucleotide messenger RNA. RefSeq names its product protein enabled homolog. Gene Ontology annotation, molecular function: profilin binding; SH3 domain binding. The record is from RefSeq and is a predicted model, not a curated record. Gene Ontology annotation, biological process: actin polymerization-dependent cell motility; actin polymerization or depolymerization; axon guidance. Lineage: Eukaryota; Metazoa; Chordata; Actinopteri; Beloniformes; Adrianichthyidae.